AUGUUGCAGGUGAUCUACGUUACCCGCCAUGGGUUUCGAUCCAACUGGCUCGUCGAUCCGUCAAGCGGCAACUACACGACCUUCAUCAAGUCACCGACCGGUGGGGCCGCCGAUCCGGCCUUGACGGCCCAUGGCGUCGACCAAUCGAACGAGCUCGCCGUGAGGCUGCUGGCCGCGCACCCGCCCAUCGAGCGUGUCUAUUCGAGCCUCUACUACCGCUGCCUGCAGACUGUCGAGCCCUUUGUGCGCAAGGCGCAAGAGGCAGUGGUCCGAGACAGGCCGGUCUUGAGAAUCCGCGGAGAAACCGGGCUGGGCGAGUGGUACGGCUCAGCCGACUUUGAGCACCCCGUUCCUGCCGGCCUCGAGAAACUCGACUCGCUCUUCCCAGGCCUGCUCGAUCUGAGCUAUGAGCCGGCUGUAACGCCGAACCGCAUGGGUGAGAGCAUCGAUGAACUGCAUGCCCGUGUGGCGGCGACCCUGGAGGCGUUGAUCGCCCAGUGUGAUAGAGACGGCGUGCGUUCGAUCUUGCUGUGUUCCCAUGCCGCCGUCAUCAUCGCCCUGGGGCGUGUCCUGACGGGCCGAAUGCCCGCCACUGUCGAGACCCGGGAUUUCAAGUGCUUCACCUGCGGCCUGAGCCUGUACCGACGCCGGCGGAGUCCAGGGACGGAGACCCAAGGGAACAAUAGCAGCGCGAAGCAAGGCACAGCUGAAAUCGAUGCCGAUUGCCACCGUCAGGGUGGCCUUGUUCAAGACUGGAGUGGUGGUCAAGGGGUAUCAGGGGCUUGGAACUGCGAACUGAACAGCGAUUGUACCCAUCUGUCGCUGGGUGAGGAACGGGGCUGGGCCUUCUCUGGGGACGAGUCUUUCAAGGACAUGGCGACUGGCCAGAGCAUGCUGAACACCACCAUGGGGUUGGGGGUCGUUGUAGACGACAGGAGCAGGUUGUCCGGCCGCCAUGCGGAGGAUACCCGGGGCAAGCUUUAG
Molecule: messenger RNA, 984 nt
Organism: Parathielavia appendiculata
Lineage: Eukaryota; Fungi; Ascomycota; Sordariomycetes; Sordariales; Chaetomiaceae
Product: phosphoglycerate mutase-like protein
Exons: 3
Coding region: 1-984 (327 amino acids)
Source: RefSeq, a predicted model, not a curated record